AUGGUUACCUUUCACUGGGGGUUUUACUUGGGUGUGGCUUUGGUUUUGGGUUUGGGAUUAGCAAAUUGUUUUCUGGUUUUCCCACGUCAGGGAUCCUUUGGUUUACUGGCUGCCGUGGCAAUUCCGCUGGAACUUGGACCCAAAAAUGUUUACAUGGCCUUCAACUUUGAGUCCAAUUAUGCACUGCCUUCGAAUGACUCCUACAAUCAGUGGAUUGAUAGGUGGGACUUGGACAAUCACUUUAUGGGCGUUGGCGGCAAUGUGACACCGAUAAAUGCUCGCCAGGAUGCAGGAGAGUUUCCCGAGGACGAGGACAACGAGGUGAGGCGUCGCUCGGUGGGAAGUCCACCUCCCUUCAGGCGCCACGACUUCUACCGCAGUAUUAUAAACUUCCUGACCCACUACGGAUUCAAUGGCUCGGCCUGCCUACUGCGAACUAUCUGCGAGGUCAGCGAAUCGCCCCUGGAUGCCCGAAACGGGUUACUGGGCAGCCUGUUUCAGAUUCUAUUCAUGCCGACGACAAGUUCAGCGGAGUGGGAACUGCAGCACGUGGACGGAUUGUACGAGGCCUCCGAUGCGGGCACGCAUGGCCAUGGUUGCUCCGAAUACGUGGCCCACUGCGAACAUAGUGCCCUGGACCUGAUAAGCAUUGUGCUCUGA
Drosophila ficusphila is the source of this 660-nucleotide messenger RNA. RefSeq lists its product as uncharacterized. The record is from RefSeq and is a predicted model, not a curated record. NCBI's taxonomy places the organism in Eukaryota, Metazoa, Arthropoda, Insecta, Diptera, Drosophilidae. The transcript is spliced from 4 exons. The coding region runs from base 1 to 660 and encodes 219 amino acids.